AUGAGCGGCUCUCCUUCCAACGGCAUGCCAAAGACCGUCGUGCCGAGCCAGAUUGAACCCGUUGUCAGUGCGGUGGAGGUUACGGAACAGAAUGCAGGGUCCGAUCGCAUCGUGCAAGAGCCCUCCAGGGAUGGCCUAAGUAUCUCAGACAAGGAUUCCGCCUUGUUUCAAGGCGGUGUUCAGCGAGUGAGAGCGAUCACUUCCUUAUGGUCGAAGAAUACGAUGUGGCUCAUGUUCGUGCUUCUUUACCUUGUCUCUUUCGUAGACAUGCUUCUAGUCUCCGUCCAAACCUCGCUGAAUCCAUACAUCACGUCGUCAUUCCAUAAGCACGGCCUACUCACAGUUGUCAGCAUCAUGUCCACCAUUCUCGGCGGCUCCUCAAAGCUCACUCUGGCCAAAAUAAUUGAUAUCUGGGGACGGGUUGAAGGCUUCUUAUUUAUGCUUCUGAUUGUCGUGAUUGGACUGAUAAUGAAGGCUACCUGCAAGAAUAUCGAAACCUACGUCGCGGCGCACACAUUAUAUUGGGUGGGACAUAUUGGUAUGAUGUAUGUGGUUGAUAUCAUGCUGGCCGAUAUGACAACCCUCAAAAGCCGAAUGAUUAUGCUGGGCAUCAACGGAACCCCGAGUAUCGCGAGCACGUUUGCUGGGCCCAGGAUCGCAACUUUAUUCUACAUCAAUCUCGAUUUUCGCUGGGCAUUUGGCGCUUUCGCAAUCAUGAUCACUGGUACUUCCAUUCCUGUUGUGGGUGUUAUGCUGUACAUGCAGCGGAGGGCCCAGAAGGUUGGUAUUUACGAGAAGACGGUCUCUGAGAGGAGUUGGUGGCAAUCUAUCAUUCACUAUUUCAUCGAAUUUGACGUGAUCGGAAUUGUUUUGAUAACGGCGGUGUUUUCCUUGAUUCUUCUCCCCUUCAGUCUUGCCUCGUACGCCCCCAAGGGAUGGGCAAGUGGAUAUAUUGUUGCGAUGGAAGUACUCGGGGUGGUUUGUAUCCCCGCAUUCUAUGCAUGGGAGAGAUACCUUUCUCCCGUCCAAUUCCUCCCUUGGAAGUACUUGAAGGAACCGACUAUCAUUGGGUCUUGUCUUCUAUACUGCGUCAUGUUCACCUCCUGCUUCACCUGGAACAGCUACUUCAGCUCGUACCUCCAAGUCGUCCACAGAUUAGACAUAACAACAGCCAACUACGUCCUCAACGCCUUCUCCCUAACCUCCUACAUCUUCAGCCCAAUCUUCGGCCUUUUAAUCCGUUACACCGGCGAAUUCAAAUGGACCGUGUUCACCGGCAUCCCCAUCCUCCUCCUCGGCACUGCCCUUCUAAUCCCUUUCCGCCAACCCACCACCCACGUCGGCAUCAUAACCAUGACCCAAAUCCUCGUCGGUCUGGGCACAUGUAUAUUCACAGUCUGCGGCCAAUUAGCCAUCAUGGCGCCCGUCACACACCAAGAGAUCGCCGUCGUCGUCGCAAUCUGGGGGUUAUUCGGCUCGAUCGGUGCGGCUGUCGGGUCUGCUAUCGCCGGGGGUAUGUGGAAUAAUAUCCUCCCUAGCGAACUGUAUAAGAGACUCCCUGAUGAGAGUAGGAAUAUCAGCGCUACUAUCUUUAGUGAUAUGGUCAUGCAGAUGUCGUAUGCUGAUGGAACGCCAGAAAGGGAGGCAAUCGUCGGGGCUUAUGCAGAUGUACAGAGGAAGAUGGUUAUUGCGGGGGUCUGUUUUGUUCCGCUUUGCGUGGCGUGUGUUUGGGUUUGGAGGGAUAUCAAUGUGAGGAAGUUGGAGACAGAGCAGACUAGGGGGAAUGUUUGGUAG
Molecule: messenger RNA, 1794 nt
Organism: Aspergillus oryzae RIB40
Lineage: Eukaryota; Fungi; Ascomycota; Eurotiomycetes; Eurotiales; Aspergillaceae
Exons: 5
Coding region: 1-1794 (597 amino acids)
Biological process (GO): transmembrane transport
Molecular function (GO): transmembrane transporter activity
Source: RefSeq, a predicted model, not a curated record